Molecule: messenger RNA, 2497 nt
Organism: Orussus abietinus
Lineage: Eukaryota; Metazoa; Arthropoda; Insecta; Hymenoptera; Orussidae
Gene: galene
Exons: 11
Coding region: 276-2258 (660 amino acids)
Biological process (GO): potassium ion transmembrane transport; stabilization of membrane potential
Cellular component (GO): membrane
Molecular function (GO): potassium ion leak channel activity
Source: RefSeq, a predicted model, not a curated record
UGCGCAUCGCUCGCGAGGGAAAUCCGCGUCCACGUAAACCCAAAAAGGGUCUCGACGCAUCGCCGCGAAAGAGACGGAAGGACGGUCGAAAGUGGAAAGGGGAAAGGAACGUCGACUCCAGAUCCGCUCCGGAAAGGAAGCGGCCCGAGGCUCGCCCCUCCUCGCGACGUCGUCCUCCACGUCGUCCAAGAUUCGUCAAAAGUCUUAAACUCUGGGAAAAUGUCCCGAGCUAAUUGAGAUCAAUAGUUGGCGCCGCGUCUUCGAGGAUCGACCCCAUGGACCCGGACUUCGAAAGGCCCUCCAAGUGCUGGAAGUGCUUGCGCCUUCUGUGGCGGUUCUUCAGGUGUGUCUUCUCCCACGUGACUCUGGUCUCCCUGGUCGUGGCUUACUGCGUCCUCGGCGCGAUCGCCUUCAGGUCACUCGAGGCGGAAAACGAAAAGAAGGUCAAAAGGAGCAUAAAGAGCGUCCGUGGGAAUUUGACGGAAGAGCUGUGGGAUUACACCCGGAACGUCGACGUGUUGAUCAGGGAAAACUGGACCGUUAACGUGACCGAAAAACUGAAGACCUUCGAGACGAUACUGCUGAGGAAGAUGAAGAAGGAAGGCUGGGACGGAAACGAAUCGGAGGAGACCGUUCAGUGGACGUUCGCAGGGGCUCUGUUUUAUUCGAUCAUCGUUAUCACCACGAUAGGAUACGGCCAUAUAGCGCCGAAAACGCAAAAUGGGAAAGUGAUGACCAUUUUCUACGCCAUCGUGGGCAUCCCGCUGAUGCUGCUGUGCCUGUCAAACAUCGGUGACGUAAUGGCGUCGAGCUUCAGGUUCCUUUACUGGAAAGUUUGCUGCUACGUGUGCACGAAGCCACCGAAAAGAAGACGUAGGGCCAGGAGUUACUCCAUGCGACAGCCGUCCGCGUACGUACGCGACAAUUACGAUAUUUCCAGGAGAUAUCACGCGAGAGCGGCUUCCUUGAGACGGACGGUCCGGGUUAGUCAGCGAUCGGCGGAUUCGGCCCUGGGCCUUUCGGAAGGCAUGCUCAGGACCUCCUACUCGGAUACCGAUUGCAGGUAUCCCCGAGCCAGCUACGACGCGCCGGAAAGAAGGAAAUCCUACGUGUCUUCGCCGCCAGUUCCGGGUUCCAGAUUAAUGUCAAUUUCCGCAAAGUGUCCGGAUCUCCCGAUUGCCGGCUCCAGAGGGAGAGGCUCCCAAGUCGCGGCACCGCCUAUGAGGAAUUACCGAGCGACCAUGUCCCUGGACCGGAAGCUAGCGGUGGGACCGAACGAGGCGGAACGCACGCCGGUGCUCUUCAACAAGUACGCUCUGGGUCCUGAAGACGAGUUCUCCAAGUGGCGGGGAGGCGCCGAAAAGGGUUGGCUCCUCGAAGCGGUUCCGAAAUCGAUUCGUCGCUACGUUUCCGAUUCUUUAUUUCCAUUUCCAGAUAACGUGGACCAACCGAGUCCCGGUGGGCUCGCCAUGAGGUCCUUUUCCGAGAACACCAGGAGGUCUCUGCCCAGAAGAUGUCUGUCCAAUCCCAGAUUUUCCGGACAGAGACAGAGACCGAGACCUGCCACCGUGUACCUGGACAUGAACGCCUCGAUAAAAAGGCUGCCGUCCUUUAAAGGAAGGCGAGCUCGGGCCAAUCAGUGCGCCGUUCGACCUCAACAGCGCGAGCCCCCGUCUCCAAGAAUUAUGUCCCCGAUGGGAUUCGCGGUGCACCGGCAGUAUCACAACGACGACUUCGACAUCGAUUACGACUAUUAUCCAACUACUCUGGAGGGAAGCGACCGAAGUUACGGGCAACGGGCGAUCAAGCCGGUACCGAUUUGGCUCUGCGUCUUCUUGGUGGUCAGUUACAUCUUCGGGGGCGCCUUCCUCUUCAGCGAAUGGGAGGAGUGGGUCUUCCUCGACUCCGCUUACUUUUGUUUCAUCACCCUGACUACCAUAGGAUUCGGAGACUUCGUGCCCGCCCACAGACUACACGCCGAGCAGGGAAUUGCUCUCUGCUCGCUCUAUUUGCUCUUCGGCAUCGCCCUGCUGGCCAUGAGUUUCAACCUGGUCCAGGAGGAGGUGAUCAGCAACGUCAAGGACGUCGCCAAGAGACUCGGCAUCAUCAAGGAGGACGAGGACGACGAGGACGACGAGGACGAUGACAUCGAUGACAUCGAUGACAUCGAUGACAUCGAUUACGUGGACGAGGAUUACGAGAUCGGCGAUGACGAGGAAGACGAGGACGACGAGGACGAUCUCGCCGUUGGUCGAUGACUUCACCGCGAUGCAUAACUUUUCAUUCAUUUCUAUCGUGGAGCGUCAGGAAUUCGACGAGUCCAAUUUUCUUCGUUUUUCUAAGUUUUAUCCUCCGCAAGUUAUAGCAGAGAUCGCGAAGCGGAAUUAACGUUGCCGAUGGUAUCGACGACGAACCAGCAGAUUUCUUCCCAGGGGCGAAAGAGCAACGAUUUGCAUUUAAACGAUUCGCUGUUGUCAAUACAGAGCCAGAGAAUACA